AUGGCAGCCACCAUGAAGGGAACUGUAGCGGUUGAAGAUGUUAAUGUCACUUUUGAAGACCAGCAGAAGAUCAAUAAAUUCGCCAGGAACACGAGUCGGAUGACUGAGCUGAAAAAUGAAAUAGAGGCAAAGAAAAAAUUGCUGCAGAAUUUACAGGAUGCCAGUGAUGACUUAAUGAUGUUAGACGACGACACUCUACUGAUCCCUUAUCAAAUUGGCGAUGUCUUUGUCAGUCACUCCCAGGAGGAAACACAAGAGAUGCUGGAGGCUGCAAAGGAAGCACUGGAGCAGGAGGUCACAGGCCUAGAGGAACGAGUGUCAGCAAUACAGCAAUUGUUGAGUGAUCUGAAGGUCCAGCUCUAUGCCAAGUUUGGUAACAACAUUAACCUGGAGGCAGAUGAAAGCUGAGCGGUGAAAUGGACAUUGACAGCUGCCCCAACGUGGACUUUUUCAUGCAGCUCUUGUAUCAGAUCCACAGUGCAUUUGCCAAACAAAGCAUCAAAUACGACUCGGCAUGAACUGCUUAGAUUUGUUUUGGCUUUUGUCUACACACAUGAUAUGAGUCUUCGUUUUAGCUUUGGCAAACAGUUUCACAAGGACAACAAAGGUAAAGGUUUGGAGAUUAAAUAAAUGCACAUAAUGUCUGACGUAUUUUAAUUGGUCCCUUGUUUAAUGCUCAUGGGUUUUUUUUAUUCUGUUAACUGUCGAACUGAAGUAAAAAAUGAGGAACAAAACUCUGUUUGACUAAACUAAAGGUCAGAUGAAAUUAACAAAAUGUCUUUGACACAUCAGUGUAUUGUGUGGUCUCUGCAUGAAGUCUUUUAAAAG
Messenger RNA from Micropterus salmoides (largemouth bass), 828 nucleotides. It is a transcript of the gene pfdn4, whose product is annotated as prefoldin subunit 4. The coding region runs from base 1 to 408 and encodes 135 amino acids. NCBI's taxonomy places the organism in Eukaryota, Metazoa, Chordata, Actinopteri, Centrarchiformes, Centrarchidae. The record is from RefSeq and is a predicted model, not a curated record. Gene Ontology annotation, cellular component: cytoplasm; prefoldin complex. The transcript has 4 exons. Gene Ontology annotation, biological process: protein folding.